Molecule: messenger RNA, 710 nt
Organism: Synchiropus splendidus (mandarinfish)
Lineage: Eukaryota; Metazoa; Chordata; Actinopteri; Syngnathiformes; Callionymidae
Gene: fabp4a
Product: fatty acid binding protein 4a
Exons: 4
Coding region: 95-499 (134 amino acids)
Biological process (GO): fatty acid transport
Cellular component (GO): cytosol; nucleus
Molecular function (GO): fatty acid binding
Source: RefSeq, a predicted model, not a curated record
AGACCCCUUAAAUCCAGGGUCUGGACCUCACUGACGGGAAGUUCUGCUCCUCUCAGCUGGUCUCUGUGGUGGACUCUAAACUCUCUCCGCAAACAUGGUCGACAAGUUCGUCGGAACGUGGAAGCUGCAAUCCAGCGAGAACUUUGACGACUACAUGAAAGCCAUCGGCGUGGGAUUCGCCAUCCGACAGGUGGGGAACCGAACCAAACCCAAUCUCAUCGUGAGCGUGGAUGACCAGGGGAAGGUGUCGUUGAAAAACCAGAGCACCUUCAAAACCACUGAGAUCAAGUUUCAGCUCAACGAGCCGUUUGAGGAGACCACAGCCGACGACCGGAAGACCACGACCGUCAUCAGCCUGGACAACGGGAAGCUUGUGCAGAAACAGAGCUGGGACGGCAAAGAGACCAGCAUCGAGAGAGAGGUCACAGAUGGAAAACUCAUAGCGAAAUGCAUCAUGGGUGAGGUGGUGGCGGUGAGGACAUACGUUAAAGAUGCGUGAUUGCUUCAUCCAAGCUGCUUUGGCUUGCUGCUGUCUAACAGGCUCAGUUUCAUGAGCGAGGAAACCACAUUUCUGUAACGGCCUGUUUGUUCGACAGAUUUUUUUUUAUUACAUUUUAUUACUGCAAAGUCAAAUUCAAAUGUAAACAUAAUACCUGUUUAUUUUCACCUGAUUUUUUAUUUCAAAUUAAAGAGAUCUGAAAUGUCAAAAU